AUGGAAAACCUCCCGCUUCACGUUAGGCAUGUUCAGAAACACCGAGCAAUCAUCAACAGGAUUCACACUCUCAUUCACUUUCUUUUCCUACUUGCCUUGCUCUACUACAGGGCUUCGGUACUCUUUGCAGUUGGGAGCAAGAGCAGCAACCCAGACGACGACAUACCCAUCUUGGCUUGGGCUCUUGUCUUUGCUUCUGAGCUAAUGCUCUCCUUUCUUUGGCUGCUCUGGCAAUCCUACCUGUGGUGUCCUGUGUCGUCUCGGACUGUCUUCCCGGAGAGACUACCUCCAGACAGUGAGCUUCCGGCAAUCGAUGUUCUCAUUUGUACUGCUGAUCCAGCUAAGGAGCCUACGGUGGAAGUGAUGGACACUGUGUUGUCGGCCAUGUCCCUCGAUUAUCCUCCCGAGAAGCUCUCUGUGUAUCUCUCCGAUGAUGCAGGUUCUCCCCUUACGUUGUAUGCCGUUCGCGAGGCAUCUUCCUUUGCCAGGUCUUGGCUUCCCUUGUGCAGGAAAUACAAGAUUGAGCCAAGGUCUCCUGGGGCAUAUUUUUCGUCGUCGUCUCAUGACCAAGACUGCAGCAGCUUUCUACUGAGCAGAGAAUUCAUGGAUGAGCGAAAGAAGAUGAAGUCACAAUACGAGUUAUUUAAAGAACGUGUGGAGCAUGGCAAAGAAAGUUUUGGAAUGGGAAAUCAUGGUGACCAUCCUCCAAGGAUUGAGGUGAUCCUUGGUGAUGCAUCCGGUAAUCGAGAAGAUAACAUCCCCCUUCUUGUCUAUGUUUCUCGUGAAAAGAGGCCAAAUCAUCCCCACAAUUUUAAGGCUGGCGCUCUCAAUGUUCUUCUUCGGGUAUCAGGCAUAAUGAGCAACGCCCCCUACAUAUUGGUGUUAGAUUGUGACAUGUACUGUAAUGACCCCACUUCUGCUCGACAAGCUAUGUGUUUCCACCUUGAUCACAAGAUCACUCAAUCUUUGGCCUUCGUUCAGUUCCCUCAAAUGUUCUAUAAUAUCAGUAAGAACGAUAUCUAUGAUGGACAACUAAGAUCAGCAUUUAAGGUAAUGUGGCCAGGUCUGGAUGGGCUUCAAGGACCAAUAUUAUCAGGUACAGGGUUUUACAUAAAGAGAGAGGCAUUAUAUGGCAUUGGCAGCUCAUUGGAAAGAGAUGCAUCAAGCGAACUGCUGUCAGAAGCUCGACUUUUGGCUUCAUGCAACUAUGAGAAACACACUCAAUGGGGUAAAGAGAUGGGUUUUCAAUAUCAUUCCUUGGUGGAAGAUUACUUUACUGGGUUCAGGCUGCACUGCAAAGGAUGGAAGUCAAUCUACUAUUAUCCUCCAAAACCAUCUUUCUUGGGGGCUGCAACUAUUAGCUUUAAUGAUACAAUGGUGCAGAGCAUGAGAUGGUACACUGGUUUGUUUGAAGUAGGUCUCUCGAGGUUCUGCCCUCUUACCUAUGGUGUAUCAACAAUGUCGAUUCCUCAGAGCAUGUGUUAUGCCUAUCUUGCAUUCUACUGUCUCUAUUCCUUCCCAAUGCUGUGCUACGCUACCAUCCCUCAGCUAUGUCUCUUUAAUGGCAUCUCUCUGUACCCAAAGGUUUCAAGUCCAUGGUUUGUUGUGUUUGCCAUUGUGUAUGUGUCUUCCCUUUCUCAAUAUUUAUUAGAAGUACUCGUCUCGGGUGCAUCCUUGAAUACAUGGUGGAAUGAACUUAGAUUAUGGGCAAUCAAAUCUGUUACAAUCAAGUUCUUUGCAUUUCUUGAUGUUCUUAUGAAGCAUAUUGGUAAGGAGGCAAAUUUCUUUCUUACAAGUAAAAUUGUUAGAAAGGAACAAGUUGAAAGAUACAAUAAGGGGAUAUUCAGCUUUGAAGAUGCUUCAUUGUUUCUUAUAUUAUUGGUCACCCUAGUCACCCUAAACAAGGUGUGCUUCAUUGGUGGUUUAGGAAGAGUGAUACUCGAAGCUAGUUACAGAGAGAUGUUUGGACAUGUUUCCUUGUCUUUCUUCAUCUUAGGAAUCAGUUACUGUAUAAUUGAAGGAAUGUUUCUAAGGAAGGAUAGUGGGCGAAUUCCAACUUGGGUUACACUUUUAUCUGUUAUAUUUUCAAUGGUCUUCUUGUCUCUAGGAUCCAAUUUCCUCUUGUACUAAUUUGUGUCUAGUACUCUAGUUUCAUUAUGUAAGACUUCUGGCUCACCUUCAUUUUAUGAAGUAUAAUUUACAAUAUAUUUUCUUAUA
Messenger RNA from Nelumbo nucifera (sacred lotus), 2217 nucleotides. Lineage: Eukaryota; Viridiplantae; Streptophyta; Magnoliopsida; Proteales; Nelumbonaceae. The record is from RefSeq and is a predicted model, not a curated record.